AUGGAAGAAGAAGCUUCAACUUCAACUUCUACUUCUACUUCUACUUCCAAUACGAAAGAGAAGAACGAAGAAGAGAUGGGAAAGGUAGAGGUGCGAUACAGAGGAGUUCGGCGCCGGCCAUGGGGUAAAUUUGCGUCGGAGAUACGUGAUCCUUCGAGGCGUGGUGCUCGUCUUUGGCUUGGAACAUUUGAUACUGCAGAGGAAGCUGCAAGAGCUUAUGAUCGAGCGGCAUUCACUUUGAGAGGUCAUUUGGCCAUUCUUAAUUUCCCCAAUGAUCGCCAUUCUUAUGAUUCUUCUGCUAAUGCUGCUACUGUUGAUGUUGAUGUUGAUGUUGCUGCUGGUGGAGAAGAUUUUGAGAAGAGAAAUUUAUCAUCUGAAACUGGAAGUAGAAGCACUAGAGAUGUCAUUGAGUUUGAAUAUUUGGAUGAUAAGAUUCUGGAGGAACUUCUGGAUGUUGAAACAGAGGAUACCAAGAGCAAGGGCAAGAAAUUUUACUGA
Messenger RNA from Telopea speciosissima, 498 nucleotides. Its product is annotated as ethylene-responsive transcription factor ERF098-like. Lineage: Eukaryota; Viridiplantae; Streptophyta; Magnoliopsida; Proteales; Proteaceae. Gene Ontology annotation, molecular function: DNA-binding transcription factor activity; DNA binding. Gene Ontology annotation, biological process: regulation of DNA-templated transcription; ethylene-activated signaling pathway. The record is from RefSeq and is a predicted model, not a curated record. The transcript has a single exon. The coding region runs from base 1 to 498 and encodes 165 amino acids.